Molecule: messenger RNA, 2839 nt
Organism: Dalotia coriaria
Lineage: Eukaryota; Metazoa; Arthropoda; Insecta; Coleoptera; Staphylinidae
Gene: akirin
Product: akirin
Exons: 4
Coding region: 275-793 (172 amino acids)
Biological process (GO): positive regulation of innate immune response; positive regulation of transcription by RNA polymerase II
Cellular component (GO): chromatin; nucleus
Molecular function (GO): transcription coregulator activity
Source: RefSeq, a predicted model, not a curated record
GGAUGCGAUCGCAGCGCUCCCGUCUCCCAACACUUGAUCCGUCGCCUCCACACUGCGAAUGACUCGCAUCGCAUCGCCGUACGCGCACGCCAUAUUGGUGCUCCAUUAGCGGCGAUACAGCGCAAGCGACGAGUGAUCGGUGCAAACAUAUCCAACCCCCAGACUGAUAAAACCCUCCGUGAAGUGGUGUAUCGCAUCUGUGGACUUUGCAGCCCGUAGCGAAGCCGUGAGUGUCAGUGCGGUGUGGUUAGUGUGACAGCAGUGCGAAACAAACAUGGCGUGCGCAACGUUGAAGCGCUCGUUGGACUGGGAGCCAGUGUUGGGCGCACGGCCGGCGAAGCGGCGACGGUGCAUCCCGUUCUGCGGCACGCCGAGCCCCAGCAAGGAGCGCGUCGGGACACCCACAGCAGGCACCAGCGGCGCAUCGGGCUCGGCCUUUCCCGAUGUUGUCGGCAGGAAGCUCACGCCAGAAGUGAUGGCAGCAAACAUCCGCGCCGAAUUACGACGAUUCCAAAGGCGCAAGCAAUUGCAGUACGGCUCGAAUUCGGACAACGACAGCGGCUCGGGCGGCGAGCAGUCCGAAUCGCCGGCGCGGUCCGAGAAACCAGUUUUCACGUUUAAGCAGGUUGGCCUAAUCUGCGAACGAAUGCUCAGGGAAAAAGAGUCAGAGAUACGAGAGGAAUAUGAUAAUGUUCUCACCAACAAGUUGGCCGAACAAUAUGAUGCCUUCGUCAAGUUUACCUAUGACCAGAUUCAGAAAAAUUACUCUUCCGUACCUAGUUAUUUAUCGUAAGGUUGCAGUAGGCAUGUUUAUAUAUUAUAUCGAAAAAUAACAAAAAAAGAAGAAGAGAACACACACAUACACAAAAUAAUCGGUCUGCAUAUAGUAGUUUUGCAUAAUUAUACACUCGUCUUUACAGUAAAAUCGAAAAAAACCAACCGAAAUUAACAAUGUACGCGUAAAGAUACACACAAAACCGAAAUCAUUACGAUUACGAAUGCGUUGCGAUUAUUACGUGAGCGUAGUGGACAUUUGUCGUCGAGGGAUGAGCAACAUCUUCACUACAACCUCCUCCUGCGCAGCGAGAACCGCCGGACAACAAAGCGAACACUCUACGACAGCACGAGCCUUACGACGAUUGUACAUAACUUAUAUAUACAUUACAUUCAGCACAUGUGAACGUGUCUAAUUAUUGGAAUUGAAGCAUCCGGUUUUUGUUUCCGCGAUUGUACAUAUUAUCUAUGAUUGGACAAACAAACAAGCAAAAAGACCGCACAGAUUUUAUAUGACAGAUUUUUGUAUGCAUUCAAUGUAAUAAUUAAUGGAACACCAAGGAGGCGAGAAUCUAACUGCGGAGACGAUGAGAUUUUCAUCCGAAACGCAUGCUUCUACGAGUACAAAACCAACACACACACAAUUACGGAAUUAUUUGCUUGUAUGUCUCUUGUGAAACAAUGUUUGCCUUAAAUUUUCGAACUCUCGACCGACCGACGAAAUGCCGUUUUGAUUUCGUUUGGAUGUCCAUCACAUUUGUACACACUCAUCGGUAUCAUUUCGCAAAUUGUAAUUGUAAACCACGGAAGAUGAAAAAAAGAAAAAUGAACACAACUCUAAAAUAAGCUGUAUGAAGUUACUUUGUAAGAGAUGAGGAUUAGGAGGUAAGAGAUUAUGAUACAAACUGUUCAUUAGGUUAGGUGAUAGAUUUGUAGUUAUCUACCAUGCAGGCGAAAUGAAAUAACGCAAUUUUUCAUCGGCGACAAAUUGAAGCAUUGAGAUUUCGAGUUUUAAUGAUGGAAGAUUUGUUAUUGCUAAGAGUUUUAGAAUAAUCGUAAACGCUAAUAUGAAACAAGCAUAAUUAAGGCGAAGAGAGUGUAAGAUGUGUCUGAGAGUGAACGCGCCGCGUGAUUGUUGGUUGUUUGAUAAAGUGCGAAAUGAGUUUGUUUAGGUUUCUUCUUUUUUUUAGUAGCGUUUAAUUAGUUUUACGUUAUCGAGUCGCCCGCACACCGAAAUUCAUUACUAUUUAUAUCUCAAUCGAAUCAUCAACACAACUGUUGGAAAUUUCUAAAAAUAGUCAAAAAACUGAUAAAAUGAUUGCGUAAAACAGUAAGUUUACAAUGAAAGUAUUGUUCAAAUUAUGUUUUAUUUGCAUCUUUGUUUUUUUUUUUGCUGUUGAUGAGGAAGUAAAUUUGUCUGUUUGAUGCGAGACAAGCCGAAAAUAAAACAACAAACUACUAUAAAAUACAUAAAAUACCGCAAACAAAUGCCAUAAAUGUGAUUUUCCUUAAACAUAGUUUAAAUAGCGUAUGAAUUUUAUAAUAGUAUGUAAGUAGCGCAUAAGUUUAAUUAAAUUACUUAUUGAUUUCAUGUUUAAUUCGAUUGUAUUGUACUUGUAAGUUGAUUUACAAUAGCGCCGACAGACGUGAUGCGAGAUGAGAUGGGAAAACAAUGCAAAACUAAAUGCAAUCAAAUAUCGAAUUAGUUAAUUAUGUUAUUUAUAUGCAUACAUAUUGUAUUAUCAUUAACGCUUAGUUGUAAUGCGUCGCAGGCGGCGAUUGUGUAUUUGGGAUGUACAUUUCCAAAGAAUGGGCGUCGAUAUGCGGCGCCGCACGUGGCGGAUGAGUUGUUUUUUACAUUUCUUAUUUCUGCGAUGUUUCGCAUUCUAGAUUGUUUAGAAUUGAAUUUUUUUAAUGCGGCGAUUUAAAUUAGUUUUCGUUAUAAAAUGCACGGCGUCCCAAUGCGUUUCUUUGGCGUGAUGAAGGCGAAAAGAUUUGUAUGCACGUGAAAUGAGCGAUUUGAGAUGGAGACGCAACAUCAGAAUAAACUAAACAACUAAUAAUA